AUGCUUUUCGGGAGCAAGAAAACGACUCAGAUACUCGACCUUUCCAGGAACAAGUUCUCCUUUGAUCUCUCUCAUUUGACCUUUCCCAAGAAAAGCUUGAUCUGGUUGGAUCUCAAUCACAACAAGAUUUAUGGGAGCAUUCCAGCGGCGUUAACCAAAGUUGAAAACUUGCAGCAUUUCAACGUGAGCCACAAUCCUCAGUUAAGUGGUCAAAUCCCGCAGGGUGGGGAAUUGCAAAGAUUCGAUCAAUAUGCGUAUUUUCACACUAAGCUCUGUGGCUCUCCACUUCUGCCCUGCACCAAAUAA
This is a messenger RNA of Sphenostylis stenocarpa, 306 nucleotides long. The record is from the annotation of a GenBank genome assembly. NCBI's taxonomy places the organism in Eukaryota, Viridiplantae, Streptophyta, Magnoliopsida, Fabales, Fabaceae.